UGCUGUUAUCUGACAGCAGGCUGGUGCCCGGGCAGAGGCUCUCUCCGCCGGAUAGCUGCAUCGCCUGAACACCCCCCCCUGCUCUUCUGUUCGCAAAGCGGAAAGGACUGAAUCCCUGCAUCUCUUCUGGGCUCUGAAGCCGGGCCGUGGCCUCCGGACCCCCAUCGUGUCUGAGAGAGAAAUCCACACAGCAGCAGGUCUCCAUGGCCCAGAUGCCGCUCUCCACCGUGCCGAAGCCCUCGAUCUCCAGAGUCCCCAGCAGCAUGGAGGGGAUCAACCACGAGCUGGAGAAGGUCUUCAUCCGGGAGAGCGGGGACAAAGAGGAGCUCAAGUCCCUGGAGGUCCCUGACGGGCGGCGCGCCCCCUUCCCCCCCCAGCAGCGCAGCAGCACGGACCCUCAGACCCCCGGACCCCCCCACGGGUCACAUGACAGGUCACAUGAUGGCAGCCCCUACUCCACCGAGGAGCUGCUGUACGACCGAGACAAAGACAGCGGCAGCAGUUCUCCUCUUCCUAAGUUCGCCUCCUCUCCCAAACCCAACAACAGCUACAUGUUCAAGAGAGAACCACCGGAGGGCUGCGAGAAGAUCAAGGCCUUCGAGGAGAGCAGCUCCUCCCGGCCCCCCCCCUCAGCAGCGACCCCCCUCUUCUCCUGCCCCGAUAAGAACAAAGUGAACUUCAUCUCCACGGGUUCUGCUUUCUGUCCGGUUCGACUCCCGUUCCCCCCCCCCGGCCCCCCAGGAGGAGGGGGCGGGGCUACAUGAGGAGGAGGGGGCGGGGCUACAGGGGGCCAAUCAGGUGUCAGAAGAGCUGGAGGAAACCCCCUCAGAGACUGAUGACCCCCCCACUGACAGCUGAGAAAGGCCUCUGAGACUUUACUGUCCCCCCCCCCCCUCUAUCUCUGCAUGACACCAACGAAGAAGAAGAGACACCAACGAAGAAGAAGAAGAAGAAACGCAGUGGUUCCCAACCGGGGGUUUCUUUAGGGGGACGUAGAAAGAUUAGGGAUUUAUUUCAUACACAAAAACAUUUAGACGUGAAUUUUUUUCUCUCUCUCUCUCUCUCUCUCUCUCUCUCUCCCUCCUGUUCACACACUUUCUCGCUCUCUCCCUUUC
Molecule: messenger RNA, 1115 nt
Organism: Trematomus bernacchii (emerald rockcod)
Lineage: Eukaryota; Metazoa; Chordata; Actinopteri; Perciformes; Nototheniidae
Gene: glcci1a
Product: glucocorticoid induced 1a
Exons: 6
Coding region: 204-764 (186 amino acids)
Biological process (GO): podocyte development
Cellular component (GO): cytoplasm
Source: RefSeq, a predicted model, not a curated record